Messenger RNA from Salvelinus sp. IW2-2015, 2061 nucleotides. The record is from RefSeq and is a predicted model, not a curated record. Lineage: Eukaryota; Metazoa; Chordata; Actinopteri; Salmoniformes; Salmonidae.
UCUCUUUCUCUCUCUGUCUGCUCUCCCUCUGUCUGCUCUCUCUCUCGCUCUUUGAGUCCAUUCUGCUAUCAGGUGUGUGUGAUUAAACUUUCUCUCCCUCUCUCAGACCCUUUCCCUCUCUCUUUCUGUUCCCUCUCUCUCUCUGUUCCCUCCCCUCUCAGAUUGCUCUGUUUACUCAGAGCGGCUGUCGUCGAGUGUCUGUCAACCAUGUCGUCUCUGGGUGCCUCGUUUGUCCAGAUUAAACAUGAGGACCUGCGGUUCUAUGAGAACUGUGGAGGGGGCAGCUUUGGGACUGUGUACCGAGCACACUGGAUAUCUCAGGAUAAAGAAGUCGCUGUGAAGAAACUACUCAAGAUUGAGACUGAGGCUGAGAUUCUGAGUAUUCUCAGUCAUAAGAACAUCAUUCAGUUCUAUGGAGCCGUACUGGAGUCCCCCAACUAUGGAAUCGUCACAGAGUAUGCAGGCGGAGGUUCUCUGUAUGAGUACCUGUCCAGUGAGCAGAGUAAGGAGAUGGACAUGGAACAGAUCAUGACCUGGGCCAUGGAGAUAGCCAAAGGAAUGCACUAUCUUCAUUCAGAAGCCCCAGUCAAAGUCAUUCACAGAGACCUCAAGUCACGAAACGUGGUACUGACAGCAGACAAGGUGCUCAAGAUCUGUGAUUUUGGAGCGUCUAAGUUCCAGUCCCACACCACCCACAUGACAGUGGUGGGCACCUUCCCCUGGAUGGCCCCAGAAGUCAUACAGAGCCUACCUGUAUCAGAGACCUGUGAUACAUACUCCUACGGAGUGGUGCUAUGGGAAAUGCUGACACGAGAGGUUCCCUUUAAAGGCUUCGGGGGGCUGCAGGUGGCUUGGCUGGUGGUGGAGAAACAAGAGAGGCUGACCAUCCCCACCAGUUGUCCGCCUAGCUUCGCUGACCUGAUGAAGAGAUGCUGGCAGGCUGAACCAAAGGAGCGUCCGGUGUUUAAGCAGGUGUUAGGGACUCUGGAGACCAUGUCUAAUGACAGCAGACUACCAGACCAGUGUAACUCAUUCCUACACAACAAGGACCAGUGGAGGUGUGAGAUCGAUGCCACGUUGGAGAGGUUGCGGAGGCUGGAGAGAGACCUGGGCACUAAAGAGAAGGAGCUGGAGGAGAGAGAGCUGAGACUGAGACUGUGGGAGGAGAGACUGAGGGAGAGGUCCAAUGUGACACCUUUCUUCUCCCCUAUAGCAUCAGGCAUCAGUUCGGAGUCAUUCUUCCACUCUCAGUCUCAGGAGUCCAACAGCGCCAAGAUAUCCUGCCUCAUCCGAACCCUCAGCAAUGGAGAGAAGGACAGGGGAAUGGAGGGAGGGAUGGACAGGGGAAUAGAGGGAGGGAUGGACAGGGGAAUAGGGGGGUUCCAGUCCAUGCUUAGAGGCUUAUCAAGCAGUCUUGGGGAGGCAGCUGGGGAUGGAGGGUUAGAGGUAACCUGGGGAGAGAGAGAGAAGGAGAGGGAGUCUGAGGGAGGGAUAGUUGGGGGGUGUCUGGCGCUAGGGGAGGGGGGGCGUUUACAGAUCAUGCUAAAGGGGUUCCAGGGUGGGAUUGGAGAGGUAGAGGGGGAGACUGAGAGGGAGGAGAGGGGUUGGGGGGAGAGUGGGAGACAAGAGGGAUCGAGGGAGCGAAUGAAGGAGGAGAGGAUUGUGAAGGGGGGGAGUAUGGAGGGAGGGAGGCUACAGUCCAUGUUUAGGGAGCUGAGUGGGGGCAGUUUGUUUGGGGACAUGCUGUCUUUAGUUGAUAUUGAGGGGGUAGAGGGGGUAGGUGACAUGGACAUGAACAUGGGGGAGAUAGGUGACCUGGGGGUGGUAGUGGUCAGGGGUGAUACGGCUGGGGUCAUAAGUCAUAAGGUCAGGAGUGAGUUGGGGGUCAGAGGUCAGGGGCUGAGGUCGGGAGUACAGAUGAGCAUGUGGAGAACAUCCAAUCAGAACUCUUCUAAGACUUGCAGCGUGCGACAGGGAACCAAAAUCAAUAUGGCCGCCACCGCUGCGGCAUUAGACAUGAACGUGGUGGAGCUGAGCUGGUCUGACCACGACAGUGACUAG